AACUUCAUCAAAAUAAUUUGAACAAGUAACGACCUGGCUGAACAAAGUUAAGAGUCAAAGUCAAAGUCGUCUCUCCAUCCCCAACACUACUUCAGGUUCCAACCAGUUCAAAACUUUUCCAUCAUCGCAUCGUGCUUCUUCACUGUAAAAGAUAAACAGGAAUGGUACAAUUACAAAAAUACCCUUUUCUUAUACUUCUACUGAUCUACCUUGGAAUCCAAGUAGAAUCAGAUGCCUCUGAUCAUAGCUACAGUGAAGGUGAUACAGUCCCCUUCUAUGCCAACAAAAUAGCCCCAUUCCAUAAUUCUAGAGAAACAUAUGCUUAUUAUGAACUUCCAUUUUGUUCUCAAGAUGUUGUCAAAGAGAAGAAGCUUAAUUUAGGAGAGAUGUUGAAUGGAGAUCGUCUUGUUUCAACUCCAUAUAAGCUUGAAUUCCUUGUGGAUAAAGAUUUAGAAGUCUUAUGCAAUAAGACACUGAGUAAAACAGAUGUUUCUAAGUUCAAAAGGGCUAUAGCGAAGGACUACUAUAUGCAAUUAUACUAUGAUGACUUACCAAUGUGGGCUUUUAUUGGAGUGUUAAGAAAUAAAGGAUAUGGAAGGAUCAAAACAGAGUAUUCCCUUUACAAACAUUUUGAUUUCCAAGUUUUUUAUAAUAAGGAUCAUGUUAUUGAGGUCAAUCUCCGAAUGCCUAGAGAUUCAUUUACAGACAUUACUGAAGACAAGGAAGUUGAUGUGGAGUUCACAUACUCAGUUCAGUGGAAAAUGACACAACAAUCAUUUGAUAGGAGAAUGGAGAAAUACAUUGGUUCUUCCAUUUUACCUCACCACAUGUCGAUACAUCAUCACUCAAUUACAUACUCAAGUGUCAUACUCCUCAUUCUCAUCAUUUCCUUACUCACAUUUUACUUGCUAGUCCUUCGCAAAGACAUUUCCAAGAACUUAGGUGAUGUGGAAGAGGAUAUAUUGAGUUAUAAUAAGCAAGAAGAGAUAGGAUGGAAGAAUGUUCAUGGUGAUGUAUUUAGAUUCCCACAGCACAAGUCUUUAUUUGCUGCGGCUCUUGGUGCUGGAACCCAGUUGCUUGUAGUUAUCGUAGCAUUUCUUGCUCUAGGCCUCCUAGGUGUUUUUCAGCCCUAUAUGCGAGGAGUACUCUGGAAAACACUUAUCAUUUUAUAUGCACUAACAUCUUUGGUCUCAGGAUAUACUUCUGUUUCCUUCUAUUUUAAACUCGAAGGAACAAACUGGAUGAAGAACCUAAUACUCACAGGAGUAUUAUAUUUUGGGCCAAUCUUUGUUACUUUUACUUUCCUAGACAUUGUUGCGACAUUUUAUGGAUCAACUACUGCAUUACCAUUGAGAGCAAUAGUCAUGUUAUCUCUCUUGUGGAUAUUCAUAGCAUCACCAUUGCAUCUUUUAGGAGGCAUUAUUGGGAAAACAAGAAUGUCUGAAUUCCAAGCUCCCUGCAAAACUGCUAAAAUUCCUAGAGAGGUUCCUAAGCUGCGUUGGUAUAGGGGUGUUCUUCCUCAGAUGGCUUUAGCAGGAAUUUUGCCUUUCAGUGUUAUCUAUAUUCAGUUGUAUUACAUAUUUGCAAGUGUUUGGGGACAUCGCAUUUACACACUUUAUAGUAUUGUGUCGAUAGUCUUCUUUCUUCUUCUCAUCAUGACUGCUUUAGUUUCUGUGGCACUGACAUACUUCCAGCUUGCUGCUGAAGAUCAUCAAUGGUGGUGGAGGUCAUUUCUGUGUGGAGGCUCUACUGGAUUGUAUAUAUAUGUUUAUUGCAUCUAUUAUUAUUUUGAGAGAUCAGACAUGAAUGGUUUCAUGCAAACCUCCUUUUUCUUCGGCUAUAUGGCUUGUGUCUGUUUCGGCAUAUUUUUGAUACUUGGAAGUGUGGGUUUCAAUGCCUCGUUGCUCUUUGUUCGUUACCUAUAUGCAGCUAUAAAAUGCGACUAACAAACUAACAGGGAUAGGGAGUCACUUCUGUGUAACCUGCUCGGUGUUCAUUUCUCCUUUGGGAAUUGAUCUCUCCUGACUCCUAUCACAAUUCGUUGUAUUUGAUGUGAUACUGAAUUGCUCCAUUUUUGUCAUCAUCCUGUUAGGUAAUUAAGUACUUCGACAAACACAAGAACAAUGAUAAAGACGUUGAAGAAUAACAAACAGCACAAGGAUUUAACCUGGUUGACAUGAUUAGAGUAAUUAAGCUACAUCCUCAAGAUAACCCCCCCCCCCCCCCCC
This is a messenger RNA of Lactuca sativa (garden lettuce), 2228 nucleotides long. RefSeq names its product transmembrane 9 superfamily member 4. Lineage: Eukaryota; Viridiplantae; Streptophyta; Magnoliopsida; Asterales; Asteraceae. Gene Ontology annotation, cellular component: membrane. Gene Ontology annotation, biological process: protein localization to membrane. The record is from RefSeq and is a predicted model, not a curated record.